Messenger RNA from Galleria mellonella (greater wax moth), 3535 nucleotides. Its product is annotated as zinc finger protein 836-like. The record is from RefSeq and is a predicted model, not a curated record. The transcript is spliced from 2 exons. NCBI's taxonomy places the organism in Eukaryota, Metazoa, Arthropoda, Insecta, Lepidoptera, Pyralidae. Bases 228 to 2312 code for a protein of 694 amino acids. Gene Ontology annotation, biological process: regulation of transcription by RNA polymerase II. Gene Ontology annotation, cellular component: nucleus. Gene Ontology annotation, molecular function: RNA polymerase II transcription regulatory region sequence-specific DNA binding; DNA-binding transcription factor activity, RNA polymerase II-specific.
CUGUAGGGUAGAUACAAGUUCCUGGUCAAAUCACUAACGUAUACAUAUCUGUAAAAGAGUUUCCUACCUAUUCUUAGAGCAAAGAUUUCUUUUCUCUCGAAUCUUACUAUACUGCUGACUUGCCCGACAUAUUGUGCAUUUUAUUCCUUGUGCAUUUUGUGUGUGCUUUAUUUCUCCGACUCGAUAAUAACAAAGUGUCCAGGGUACAUGGCAGAUCAAACAAGGCUAUGGACAAUACACAAAGUAAGAAUUUGCAUGUCUCCGACAACACCAAACAGCGGACGACUCGAUACAGUUGUGAUGUAUGUAGUAAAUAUUUUAACAGAAAAUCAACAUUGCAACAGCAUUUGUUGAUACAUAGAGUUGCGAAGCCAUAUAGUUGUGAUAUUUGUAAUCGAUGUUUUAGUCAGGAAGAAUUUUUAACACGACAUGUUUUGAUACAUACUAUUGAUAAACCAUAUAGUUGUGAUGUAUGUAACAAAUGUUUUAAAAGAAAAUCAAUGUUCCAAAGGCAUAUGUUAACACAUACUGGUGAUAAGUCAUAUAAUUGUGAUGUAUGUAAUAAAUGUUUUAGACAAAAAUCAACAUUACAACGGCAUUUGUUGAUACACACUGGUGAUAAGCCAUAUUGUUGUGAUGUAUGUAGUAAAUGUUUUAACCAAAAAUCAAUAUUACAACAGCAUAUGUUGAUACAUACUGGCGAGAAGCCAUAUAGUUGUGAUGUAUGCAGUAAAUGUUUUAAACGAAAAUCAACAUUGCAACAGCAUUUGCUAAUACAUACUGAUGACAAGCCAUAUACUUGUGAUGUAUGUAAUAAAAGUUUUAACCAAAAGUCAGUAUUGCAGCGACAUUUGUUGUUGCAUAGUGGUGAGAAGCCAUAUAGUUGUGAUGUAUGCAAUAAAUGUUUUAGAGAGAAAAGAAAUUUAACACAACACGUUUUGAUUCAUACUGGUGACAAGCCAUAUAGUUGUGAUAUAUGUAAUAAAUGUUUUAGGCAUAAAUGGUAUUUAAAACAGCAUUUGUUGAUACAUACGGGUGAUAAGCCAUAUAGUUGUGAUGUAUGUAGUAAAUGUUUUAACAGAAAAUCAAUAUUGCAACAGCAUAUGUUGAUACAUACUGGUGAUAAGCCAUAUAGUUGUGAUGUAUGUAGUAAAUGUUUUAGUCAGAAAACAUGUUUAACACGACAUGUUUUGAUACAUACUACUGAUAAACCAUAUAGUUGUGAUGUAUGCAAUAAAUGUUUUAACAGAAAAUCAAAAUUGCAACAGCAUUUGUUGAUACAUACAGGCGAGAAGCCAUAUAUUUGUGAUAUAUGUAAUAAAUGUUUUAGGCAUAAAUGCCAUUUAAAACAGCAUUUGUCGAUACAUACUGGUGACAAGCCAUAUAGUUGUGAUAUAUGUAAUAAAUGUUUUAGGCAUAAAUGGCAUUUAAAACAGCAUUUGUCGAUACAUACUGGUGACAAGCCAUAUAGUUGUGAUGUAUGUAAUAAAAGUUUUAGUCAGAAAGCAAACCUAACACAACAUUUGUUAAUACAUACGGGUGAUAAACCAUAUAGUUGUGAUAUAUGUAAUAAAUGUUUUAGGCGUAAAUGUUAUUUAAAACAGCAUUUGUCGAUACAUAAUGGUGACAAGCCAUAUAGUUGUGAUAUAUGUAAUAAAUGUUUUAGGCAUAAAUGGCAUUUAAAACAGCAUUUGUCGAUACAUACUGGUGACAAGCCAUAUAGUUGUGAUGUAUGUAAUAAAAGUUUUAGUCAGAAAGCAAACUUAACACAACAUUUGUUAAUACAUACGGGUGAUAAACCAUAUAGUUGUGAUAUAUGUAAUAAAUGUUUUAGGCAUAAAUGUUAUUUAAAACAGCAUUUGUCGGUACAUACUGAUGAUAAGCUAUAUAGUUGUGAUGUUUGUAAUAAAUAUUUUAACAGAACAUCAACAUUGCAACAGCAUUUGUUGAUACAUACGGGUGAUAAACCAUACACUUGUGAUGUAUGUAAUAAAUGUUUUAGGCAUAAAUGUGAUUUAAAACAGCAUUUGUCGAUACAUACUGGUGACAAGCCAUAUAGUUGUGAUAUAUGUAAUAAAUGUUUUAAACGAAAAUCAACAUUGCAACGGCAUUUGAUUAUACAUACUGGCGAUAAACCAUAUUGUUGUGAUGUAUGUAAUAAAUGUUUUAGGCAUAAAUGGUAUUUAAAACAGCAUUUGUCGAUACAUACCGGUGACAAGCCAUAUACUUGUGAUGUAUGUAAUAAAUGUUUUAAAAGAAUAUCAACACUGCAACGGCAUGUGUUCAAACAUAUUGAAGACGUGCUUUAUUAAAUGUAUAAUUCAAGUAGGUAUAAGUAUUUGUAAGACAAGAUAAAGUUCAGGGGUACAAAUAGCAAUACCUUAAAUAACAAGCAUUAUGUUUGACAUAUCACGCGAUUAUAUAUAUAUUGUGCAAAGUAAUAAUGUCAUUAUACAUAAUAUGUAGAUGUGUGUAUACGUGGAGAAGUCAAAAAGUUCGCGGAAUGAGGAGAAAGGGAGUUGAAAUUAAACAUGAAACUAUUUUUUAUUCUCUGUAUAUUCUCGCUCAACUUUAAUACAUUUUUCUGAUCUCUCAAAUAAUUUGUCUAUCUCAUCGAAAAAAAAAGAUUUAUCUUUGCUGUCAAAGUAAGCCGAAAUUGCAGACUUGACUUCUUCAUCGUCUCCAAUUUUUAUCCACUCAGCUCAUUUUUCGCUUUUGGGAGUAAAUAAUAGUCGCUGGGGGCCAAGUCUGGUCUGUAAGGUGGGUGGUCUAAAUUUUUAAACCCGUAUCUUUUGACAGCUUUCCUCUUCCUUUUUCCUUGACAGCUUCUUCAUCAGUCGUCAUGAUCUUUCUGGGCGAUUGUGACGCUUUAAAUUUCUUCGGAGAAGUUGUGCCUUUCUUAUGCCACUGCAUCGACUCUUGUUUCUACUCAGGUUUAUAGUGGUGAACCUAGGUCUCAUCUCCAAUAACAAUCCGGGCCAUAACUUCUUUCCUACUUUCUCUACAAAGCUCCGCCGGAGCGGGGGUUAUUUUCAAUAAACUCUCUUCCUUGUUUGAAAAGACCAUGCCACUUUUAAACCAUAGUUUUACCAGGGGCAGAGUCCGCGUUAACUGCUAACAGCUCUUGAAAAAUCGUCUGAACGGAUUUUCCUUGCUUGGUUGAACUUAAUAAUGGCGUGGUGUUCAAUUUUCUUUAUACUCACUGACUUCUUCCAGAUUAACUUGUUUGCAGGUCGAUGACUCAAAAGAUAAUGAUUCGAUUUCGUUCAAACUUGGUAUAUGUACUCUUAAUGAGGUGCUUGACAAGUAACUAUUUGGACGAGUAAACUAACCUCCACUAACCACUCCAUUCCGCAAACUUUUUGACUUCCCCUCGUAACGUGACAGUUUUGAUCAAUUUACUAUUGUAUAAUAUUAGUUUUUCUUAUUGAUAAGUGAAAAUUAUUUUGUUUCCUCAGGGUAGAAAAGACAUUUGUGCCACUUUUUGCUGAUAUAACUUAAUGCUGUUUCGUUCAGAAUUUUACAGUCUAACUAU